AUGAUCAAAAUUACGAAAUUAAGUUUGAACAGAAUUUCGUCAAUAGCUAGUAUAAUUUGCUUAAUUGACUGUACAUUAAUACCCAUAUUGAUGUUUACAUUAUCAAUCUUUAACAUAGUAGAUUACGAAAUUGUUUAUUUCAAUCAUUUAUCUGAUAUACUAGCGUUAUUUGUUAUGGCACCAAUAUGUUCUCUAUGCAUUAUUUUUAAUUAUUAUCAAUUAAAAAAUGUGCUUUUACUUUUAUGGGGUGUAUUUGGAAUUAUAUUAUUUACAAUUUCUCAUGGACAUUUUAGCAUUAAUGAAAAAAUAAAUAUUUUUUUGCAGAAGUUUCAUAUUAUCAUAUCACUUUUUUCUAUACUCAUAUUAUUAAGUAAUAAUUAUGUGUCCCAGAAGAUUCUGAAAAAAAACAAUUUAGAUAAUUGUUGUUUUACUAAAAAUAAUGAAAAAAACGAAAAUGGACAAAAAUAUGCAUAUCAUAUUAACGUCAAUUGUAGUAAUUUAUCUUCUGAUUACAACAAAAGUUCAUUAAACUAUGAAAAUAAAAAUUACAAGAAAUUUGACAAAACAGAAAAUGAAUUAGUCAGCUUUUUACAUUAG
Plasmodium gallinaceum is the source of this 597-nucleotide messenger RNA. RefSeq names its product conserved Plasmodium protein, unknown function. Lineage: Eukaryota; Apicomplexa; Aconoidasida; Haemosporida; Plasmodiidae. Gene Ontology annotation, biological process: mercury ion transport. The transcript has 3 exons. Gene Ontology annotation, cellular component: membrane. Gene Ontology annotation, molecular function: mercury ion transmembrane transporter activity. Bases 1 to 597 code for a protein of 198 amino acids. The record is from RefSeq and is a predicted model, not a curated record.